CUGAAACCCUAACUUCAGAGCAAGCUACUAUAAAUACACACGUCCAACUCUAAACCCUAAUUGAUCAUCGUUUCAUAAAGAUGUCGAAGCGAGGAAGGGGAGGUUCUGCGGGUAACAAAUUUCGAAUGUCACUGGGUCUGCCAGUGGCGGCGACGGUGAACUGUGCUGAUAACACCGGCGCAAAGAACCUUUACAUAAUAUCCGUAAAGGGAAUCAAGGGACGUUUGAAUCGGUUGCCUUCAGCAUGUGUUGGAGAUAUGGUGAUGGCUACUGUGAAGAAAGGAAAACCUGAUCUUCGUAAGAAAGUGAUGCCUGCUGUAAUUGUCAGACAACGCAAGCCAUGGCGCCGAAAGGAUGGCGUCUUCAUGUACUUUGAAGAUAAUGCCGGUGUUAUUGUCAACCCAAAAGGAGAAAUGAAAGGGUCUGCAAUCACUGGACCAAUUGGGAAGGAAUGUGCUGAUCUGUGGCCAAGAAUUGCUAGUGCAGCAAAUGCAAUAGUCUAAGAAUUUUCUUUUUCUUCACAAACCAAAUUUGUAAAACCCGAGCUGCCUGAGUUUUUUUGGUUCUGUUUGUUAUAUACUUGAUAACUUUUAGUUGUUGACUUUAUAUUCCAUUGGAAGGUGAUGAUAUGUUUAACAUGCUUGAAUGUCUUAUGAUAUUUUGCCC
Molecule: messenger RNA, 666 nt
Organism: Lactuca virosa
Lineage: Eukaryota; Viridiplantae; Streptophyta; Magnoliopsida; Asterales; Asteraceae
Source: the annotation of a GenBank genome assembly